This is a messenger RNA of Diachasmimorpha longicaudata, 885 nucleotides long. RefSeq lists its product as uncharacterized. Bases 1 to 813 code for a protein of 270 amino acids. NCBI's taxonomy places the organism in Eukaryota, Metazoa, Arthropoda, Insecta, Hymenoptera, Braconidae. The record is from RefSeq and is a predicted model, not a curated record. The transcript is spliced from 6 exons.
AUGGCUCUACAUAUAAGUCAAGUGAGAUCGAUACACUUCGUUAAAGACCAUCAGUUUUUGGGAGUCCUGAAGCUUAGAAUCAAUAUGAAGUACCUGGGAAUUGCGCUUCUGAUUGCGGCCGCUGCUGUUCAGGUGUUGGGCGAGCAUAUUUCUGAAGGACAUUCGAGAUCCAGAAGGAGCUACGGCUCGCAGUUACAGACUUUCCUGGAUGUGAAGCUCAGAAAACUCUUGAAAGAGGGCAAUGCUACCUUGGGAUUCCCCAUUAUGGAUCCAUUGGAUAAGCCAGAAUUGGGUUUUGAACUCAAUGAAGAAAAGGCAAAAGGCAGUGUAUCCAUCAAAGAUCUACAUGUUGAGGGCCUUGCUGGUUACACGGUAGAUGCUGCCAACGUUCGCAUCUACCCAACAACAAUAACCGUCGACCUUACAUUCCCAGAGAUCAAGGCCAGUGGGAACUAUUCAAUGAAAGGAGUGGUUAUGGAUGGGAUUAACAUUUAUGGAACUGGAGAAUUCCAGGCAAACAUCAGAAAAUUCUCGGUAAAGACAGUAGUGUCUGUAAAUGUCUUCGGUGGAAUGAAAAUUAAUUCAAUGAAACUUGAAAUCUCCCUGGGAGGUCUCCAGCUCAAUGCCAGUGGAAUUUUCGACGAUGAAAAUACCAGUAUUCUUCUCAGUGAAAUCAUCUCGGACAUGGCUCCACAACUGAUUGCGGACUAUCACGAGGAGAUAACUACUAAGGUUUCGGCAGUUCUCGUUGAGAUUGGCAAUGUCUUACUCAAAGGAAAAACUAUCAAUGAUAUCAACACAAUUCUCGGCUGAUUUGGUUGUGUUCAUUAGUACUUAACACACUUUUGUACAUAAAAAUAUUUACAUUAAUUUUUUAUCUGCCUA